Messenger RNA from Alosa alosa (allis shad), 4612 nucleotides. It is a transcript of the gene arhgap4a, whose product is annotated as Rho GTPase activating protein 4a. Gene Ontology annotation, biological process: negative regulation of cell migration; signal transduction. Gene Ontology annotation, molecular function: protein binding. The transcript has 24 exons. NCBI's taxonomy places the organism in Eukaryota, Metazoa, Chordata, Actinopteri, Clupeiformes, Clupeidae. The record is from RefSeq and is a predicted model, not a curated record. The coding region runs from base 302 to 3022 and encodes 906 amino acids. Gene Ontology annotation, cellular component: cytoplasm.
CCAGAGAGAGAGAGAGAUCGACGGAGGGAGGGAGUGAGCGAGUAAGAGAGGGAGGGGAGGUGUGACCUAACACACUCGGUUCUCUCAGGAACCGGCAGUAGCUGAGCGCAACGAUCAGAGGGCGAAGUGGGCAAAAAUAGAGCAGGACAGCCCUCUCUCCUCCCGUGCACAUGUGUUUUGCCAUUCUGUGUGCAUCGACUGUGUCGUCUGGGAGGAGUAGGCCUUACCUGGGAGAUUACCGUUGAGAGACAAGAGGACGUUUUGAUAUCUUAGUACUGAGUUCGAGCCCGUCAGUGGAACGAUGGCAUCACAUGUGAAACUGAAGAGAGACAAAGUGGGCGCACAGGACUACGACGCCCAAAUCAAAGAGGUGCGAUCUCAGCUGGUGGAGCAGCUGAGGGUGUUUGACCAGCAGCUGGAGCAGAAGACACAGGUGCUACAGGACCUGAGUGACUACCUGCGCAGGCGGGGGGAGAUCGAGGCCGAGUAUGCUCGCUCCCUGGACAAGCUGGCUGAGCGCUUCAGCUCCAGAAUAAAGAGGAAGGAGCAGAGCGGUCAGUCUGUGCUGCAGUGCUGGCUGGUGCUCCUUGGUCAGACCCGGCAGGAGAGCCGCGACCACGGCGUCAUCAGCGAGAUUUGCAGCACCAGCCUGCCCCAGAACCUGUCCCUGUGUCUGGAGCACACACAGCGCUUAGCCAAACGGACUAGAGAGGCCUGCAGCAUGGUGCAAGAGGAGCUCCUCAAGGUCACCACAGAGAUGCAGACCACGCUGAAGACCUACCACCAGUACCACACAGAGUUUCUGUCUGCAGAGGGGAAACUGAAGGAGGCAGAGAAGCUGGAGGAGAAACCGAAGGGGACGGCCAGAAAAGUGGAGAAGCUGAUCGAGAAAAGACAGGGGAAAGUUCAGGAAAUACAGUUCAAGUGCACUAAAGCCCGCAAUGAAUACCUGCUGAAUCUAGCUGCUGCCAACUCGUCAAUGAACAAAUAUUACCUCCAGGACAUCUCUAACCUCAUCGAUACUAGCGAUGUGGGUUACCACUCGUGGGUGUCACGGGUGCUGCGGGGCUUCAUGUCAGGCCAGACCCGCGUGCAGCAGAGCCUGGGGAGCCAGCUGCAGCAGCUGAGCGAUGUCGUGGCCACCCUGGACCAGGUCAAGGACCGGGACACGCUGCUGCAGGCCCACGACAGCACCUUCUGCCUGCCCCUCAGCUUUAAGUACUUGCCCCACGAGGGAGACCCGGUGUGUGAGGUCAGUGCAGAAUGUGACAUGCAGGAUGAGCUGGAAACUCGUUGGAGACAGCUGGAGUCCAGACUUGACAAUUUCACCAAGGACACAGAAGGGAUCAGUGAGACACUACAGGAAGCUCGCUCUAUCAUGCUCACCUUUAUUGGUGAUGAGGACUUGGGUGCUGUCCAGGACCACGCGGCUAGCCAGAGCCAGGAGCCCAGCUUAGCCAAGCGCAGAGCCAGUCUGCAGGAAACCGAGGGGGCCUACUUCACAAAAGUGAAGGAACAACUCCACUUCACCUCCAUGAUAUCCAAACUCCAAGCCAAGCAUGACCUUCUACAGGUGGCCCUACAGAAAGCCAAGGCUAAUGGUGGGAACGAUGCCAGCAUGCGCACUAGAAGGUCUCUGAGACACCAGCGAAGCAAUCGGAGGAGUCAUUCAGGAGCCCAAGUUAACCAGAAGCUCUUCACUGGAAACCUGCUCUCUUUCAUCCAGGCUUCCAAGCAGGACAUCCCUAUUGUGGUGAAGAGCUGCAUUCGUUUCAUCAACCUGAACGGUUUGCAUCAUGAGGGGAUAUUCCGUGUGCCUGGGCUGCAGCUGGAGAUCAACUCGUUGAGAGAUGCCUUUGAGAAUGGUGAUGACCCGCUGGCAGAUGGCGUGUCAGACAUUGACUCUGUGGCCGGCGUGUUGAAGCUGUACUUCAGAACUUUGGAGCAGCCACUGUUCCCUGAGGAGAGCUUUAGCCAGCUGAUGGAGUGUGGCUUAAUUGAGAAUGAGUCUGAGAAAUGUGCGCAGAUCAAGGCUGUCAUAUCUUCCUACCCCAAGCCUGUCAUCGUCGUCAUGAGAUACCUCUUCGCAUUCCUCAAUCACGUGUCGCAGUACAGCGACGAGAACAUGAUGCAGCCCUACAACCUGGCUGUGUGCUUCGGGCCCAGCCUGAUCCGCGGCCCCGAGGCCGGCGACGCCUCGGCCCUGCAGCAGAUCAACGCGCUGGUCAAGAGCAUCGUCGCUCAGCACGAGAGCAUCUUCCCCGGGCCGGCCGAGCUACCGGGCCUGGCCUAUGAGAAGUGCAUGACCCUGGAGCAGGACGACUGUGAACAAAAUGUUGACGAGGCAGAAGGGGAUCUAGACAGCCCUUCAGUGAGAGAAGACCUGGAGGCAGUUGCACUUUUCGACUACACUGCCCGUUCAUCCACUGAGCUGUCCUUCAGGAAGGGAGAGCAGCUCCUCCUCCACAGCAAGCCCUCAGACGAGUGGUGGCGGGGAGAGGCCAGUGGCACCAAGGGGCUCAUACCACACAAGUACAUCAACAUCACAAGCAGUCUCGAGGCUACUAAAAGAACAUCUGAUAAGAGGAACAGCACUGGAGAUCUUGACGAGGUGGACCAAAGCCCACGACUCAAGGCCUGCCGUGAGAGGGCCGGGUCACUCGGGGUCAGCGGCGCCCACGGAAAGGCCUCCCUGUCCCUGCCAAAGGCCCACAUCAUCCGGCCAGCGAAAUCCCCAGAUGUCAUUCGGAAGCAUUUACAAGCACACGGCAGGAAGUCCACUGGAGGAGAGCUGGGGCAGCCAGACAACAUGGUCAUUAAGGUGGACAAAGAGGUGUGUCAGCAGAUGAACAAUGUCUUCCACGAGCUCCUCUCCCGGCACCCCCUCAUCGAUCCCCCCAUCUCCAAUUCCUCUUCAUCCGGAUCUAUGGCUCCCCCCUCCUCUCCCUCCCAGUCUCCGUCUCAGACCCCUCAGAAGAGGACAGGCUUCGGCCGGAAAGGGAGAGAUCAGCAGAACAGAUAGCCACGCUCUAACUGACCAGAGGAAGACCGAAGCAGAGAGGAGCCACUAAACUUAGCUGACAGAAAGAGGAGCACACAUUUCGCAUGAACCAAGAAAAAGGAACUUGGUAACAAAGAUCAGUUUGACUGAACCAACAUGCAGAGUGUGACUGUUUCAUUUGUUCAGUUGUACCGACUGGCCUGAACUGGAAGCGUUUCUUUUGUGCACAGUAGAUCUAUCUAAGGGUAAUCGGAGUGGACCCAUCCCUUGAGUGACACCCAGUGGUUGUCUCUGUGUACUGAGAAUGCAAUGACCGUAGAGAAUUAGUCUAGUCACUGGUUCAGGCAACUUUAUCAACUGGAGGACUGUUUUUUUGGUCUCCUGCAUUUACAGUCACAUACAGAAGACAGUUGUACUGGUUGCAACCUUUCAGAUGCUCCAAAUCGCCCGAUUGUGAUGAGGGUUCUGUCAAGCGCCUGGUGUGGUAUGAAUCUAGAGCCUCGAUGUAAUGGAGGCUAUAUUGAGUACACAGUGCUAUGGUGGCUUUAUCUCUUAUCUGUGGCAUCAGGAUGACAUCAGUCAGACCAUCUCUGUAGUCUUUUUUUUUUACAACAACACUUCAUGAAUGCCCAGUUGAGAUUUAUAACUCCCAGUGCUGGAUCUAAUGCAAUACUGUAUUUUCUGGUAAAAAAAUAAAUUAUGUGGAUUGGAAUUGGUUGUACCAGUCUGUAAACUGAAAGUUGGAUAUAAAUUGGGAGUAUUUAUAUUUGCAUGUAGCCCUCUGGCACUUCUCUGAAACAAACCGUUUCUUCUUCUGACUCACAGAAAAUAGCUUUCAAUUCAGCUUGGUCUGGUUUGUGUAACUGCAAAGUCAUGCAUGGAAGUGUGACUCAAGUGGAUCAUGACCUUACUGACAGGUCAGCUGUCAGAAUAGGUCAAUGCUUAGGACAAUCAAUUCGAUGUUGAAAGUUGUCAUUUUUUCCCUUUGUCUUGGGAAAGAAAGUUCACAACCUCCUUAUUUGCACAAUUAACUUCCUCCUUUCUCCUAAAGCAUAAGUAUGACACAGCAAACAGUGUAUGGAAAACAGACGUAUGCACAAUCCAAUAGGGUAGUGGAGCCUGCAAUUAGAAUUUGAGAGAAAUACUGAUAUCUGUCCGUCCCUCUCCUUCCAAGCCUGGACAGAGUAAUCGAAGUGGAUGUAAGAGUUUCUGAGUGAGGCUACUAGCUGUGAUUGGGCUAGGUUAGCCAAGGCUAAUAUGCUGUCAUUCACAAGCAUAUUGAGCUUCCAUUUUCUAUUAAUAACAAUACUGUUUCUAUUAUUUCACAAAUGCUGACAAUAACUAUGCAGAUAGUAUUUGUUUUCAUUUAUUUUAUGCUUUGUGUAUGUGUAAUUUCAUGAUUUGUUGUUUGCUUAGCCAGUACUUGCAUGUUUUGUUGCGCUUGCUAUUAGGCCAGAACAGCAUCUAAUGAGCCUUGGUAUUGAAAAUGAUUGGGUUAGCUCAUAGUUCACAUCAUGAACAGCUCAGGGUGGUGGAAGGCUAAAUGAAGACAUUAAGCCUAGCAAAAUUAGAGCCAUAAGAUCCUCACCCUAUAAAGGUCAUGUACAUUUG